UUCUCGUAUUUCUUGAAAAAUUGUUUCUUAAAUUUCGAUUAGUUAAAUUUUAUAUUAACAAUUACUGUUGUGAAUUGUUGUUUAUUAACGAAAUCAAUAAAGAAAUAUGGAUAUAUUUCGUUUUAUAUAUGUUAAAUUAUACUCUUGUCGAUUGUAUAAACCGGGAAUACUAAUUGAAAAGUCAGUGAUUUGAAACUUGAAUUGAAUGGGAAUUGAUGAUAUAAUAUCCUAGCGAGAACUGGAAUUGAAACUUCUUUUGCGGUGAUGAUAAAUGUGAUAAUGUAAUAAGAAUGCUCCGCUUUUUUUUAUCUAUAUUCGAUCUUGUCACGACAUUAUAAAUAUUUACAUCAUUUAUUUUUCUAUCUAGAUAAAAUCGAUAUAUCCUUAUAUAACAAGCAUCCUAUUCAAUUAAUUUUUUUUCAUUUACCUGUUCAACAACAACAAAUUUACAAUAUUUCAAAGAUUAGAAAAUAACGCGAUGAUAUUUCAAAAUAAUCAAUAGAAAUUGUCGAUAAUUGUUAUAUAUAUAGGUAAACAAACAACAUCAAACCAUCCCAAACGCAUCUCAUCUCGCCCGAUUCAAGUAUCGAGUUUUCGGCCUAUCGCGAAAUCCGAGGCAAGAAAAAUUAAAAAAGAAAAGGGAAAAUUAGCCGAAUAGUCAUCGUUGAGAAAUGAAAUAGGGAUAAGGAUCGAGCCUCGUCAGCAUCCAUCAUUGAUUUCGAUUAAAGAAAAAAAUCCGUUUAAAGAUCAUUCAUCGAAAAAAAGAAGAAACGAAGGAUCUCGUUCGGACACAUCAAUAACGAAACGAGAAAGAAAGAAGGAAAAACUUGUACUCGCCUUCCCUCCCCCCCCCCCCCGUUCUCUUUAAGACUCGAGAGAACGCAGCGACGUUGCGCAUCGCUUGACGGAUUUCACCGUGGCUUCCUUUAUCGUAGCCUGGUGUCGAACAAAAAAAAGAAGAAGAAAAAAAAAGAGAAAAAUAUCGUACGAAGUACGUUAUAUUUGAAAAAAUAAUAAAAAAAAAAAAAAAGAAAAAGAAAAAGGAUUCAAAAGACAAUGCAGGGAUACAUUGUCUAGACGCUAGGAAAGUUACGAAACGCAUGUCAAUUGUUACUCUCAGAUAAGUGUGAGUGCGGUGUGCGGAGGAUGGAUGAGACGCGUAAUGUGUGAAAGAGAGCGAGCGAGCGAGCGAGCGAGAGAGAGAGAGAGAGUAUUCUAAAUUUAAAAAAAGAAACGAAACACACAAACAAAGAAAAAAAAAGGAAUAAAAUAAAAAUGGCAACGUAACGUUUUAAAGAAGAGAAAGAAGAAAAGCGAAGAGAUAUGACAAGGAAUCAUCGAGAUUGCGAAGAUAAGAAGAGGACACGAAAGAAUCGAGGUAAAAAACGGAGAAGAUUGAAUAUUUGUAAAUGGUGUUUUGAGUUCGAAUAGUGAAAGUGAAAAAUUGAAAAUGGUGAGAAAUCGACGAACAGGAGCAAGACGAGGAGGAGAAUAGGAAGAGAGACGAGGCAAGUGACUAAAUAUUUUCAGGUAUAUGAAAUCCCUCCAAUACUAGAUCUCAAUUGCUCAGAACAAUCUAAUUAAAAAAAAAAAGAAAAUAAAAAAAAAAUAAUAAAAAAAAAAACAAAAUGUUAUACAUUUAAUCGUAAAUCGAAGCAACGAAGACGCGUGGUUAAAUUUCGCGUCUGAUAAAUUGCUAAUCGUGAAUGUCAUCGAAAGUAUGGGAGAGAGAGAGAAAAGAGAGAGAGAGAGAGAGAAAAUACUCGAUGGAAAUUGUAGCCUGUGGAAAUGUAAACGGUGUCAAUUUCAUGUUAGUGUGGCGCGUCAGAAAAAGAAAAAGAGCAAAGAUGGUCCGAAGAUAAUAAUACCUGGCAACUGUGCCGAGUUGUCUAAACCAAUUCUCGAGCCUAUGUGUAAAAACGCUAUAGUACUUGGAGGAUCUAACGGCUUUGGUUUUGCAGCGGCUGAUCAUCUCUUGGUCAAAGGAGCACGUACUGUCGUAAUAGCUGACCAUGAUCCUGAAGAAGGGAAAAUGGCAGCCAGAAGAUUGUGCAGUUUUCAUGGAAAAAAUCGCUCAUACUACGCUCAUUAUAAUAUAAUGAGUGAUUGUCAUAGUCACAGUAGUUUACAUGAUGCUCUUUGCAAACUCAAAGUGAUUCAUAUUAUUUUUAACAAUAUUGAUAAAGAAAAGCCAUCGAAUCCGAAGAUCGAAGAAAACACUAUACACAAAACGAUUCGAAUAGGCUUGGAACUUUUAGGGAAGGAAAAUGGCGGCUCUGGCGGAAUAAUAAUAAACUGUGCGAGUAUUUUCGGUUUCUUGGGAUGGCCACAAGAUCCAUUCCCAAUUUAUUGCAACAAAGAACCAGCUAUAGAAGUUACCCGACAUUUCGCGAAAAAGUAUAACGUAGAAACAACCGGAGUUCGUUUAGUGGCACUUUGUCCAACGAAUAAAUACUUUCGCGACAUAGGAUUGCCAAUUUUUCCAGACCCUCUUCCAAACAAAACUAACGAAUUGCCAACUUGUGUUCCGCAUUCGAAGUAUCACAUAGGAACAGCUUUAAGUCAUGUAUUAGCGUGGGCAAAGAACGGAAGUGCGUGGUUGGUCGAACCUGCAAUCAGCGUCAAUCAAAUUCCUCAAUUACUUCAUUUUCCGGAGAAGGAAGGCGAACAAGUUGACCCCAAAGUCUAUGAAACACAAUAUUGUACUGUGAAGAUUGACCCACCCUGUGCCAAAGCUAAAGUAUGUACACCCACGAAAGAAGAAAUGUGUAUAAAGAAAGAAGAUAAAGAUAAAAAAAAAAAGAAAAAGAAAGAAAAGAAAUGAAUGAUCCCUUUCUACAACGUAGAAUUAUAUAAUUUAUUAAUUUAUCAAAUCAAUUGCAAAAAUCAAACAUGUCCUGUUAAGUACAAUGUAUAAAAAUAUUU
This is a messenger RNA of Apis florea (little honeybee), 2925 nucleotides long. RefSeq names its product alcohol dehydrogenase. The record is from RefSeq and is a predicted model, not a curated record. Lineage: Eukaryota; Metazoa; Arthropoda; Insecta; Hymenoptera; Apidae. Gene Ontology annotation, cellular component: cytoplasm. Gene Ontology annotation, molecular function: oxidoreductase activity, acting on the CH-OH group of donors, NAD or NADP as acceptor.